This is a messenger RNA of Peniophora sp. CBMAI 1063, 1896 nucleotides long. The record is from the annotation of a GenBank genome assembly. Lineage: Eukaryota; Fungi; Basidiomycota; Agaricomycetes; Russulales; Peniophoraceae.
AUGCGCGACUUGGAUAGCGCUUCCACGACGUCCGGACUGACAGAAACCUUACACCGCCGCAACCCGACGCUCCCUUCGCUUUGUUUGACUCCUUCGGCAUCGCCGGUCCCGUCCCGCGCGCCUUCGCCCGCGCCACCGGAUAUAACCACUCCGGCACCGCUGCCCAAUCUGGCACCUCAGCGCCGAUCCUCGAAUCCUAUGUCUCGUCUCACGGGUCUCUUCAAAACAUCUUCACCACGGUCGCCUGUGUACGACCGCUUCGAGAACGGACUUGGGAGCCCGGGAGGAAGAGGAAUGGCUCGCAGUGGAGCGUGGAAGAAAUGGGCAGUCGGCCUAUUUGUAGGCACCGUACUUCUAUGGGCUGUAACACCAGCAGAAAGGCGACCAGCAUGGGCCGGUCCCGUCUCUGGUAACGUCGACAAUUUCGACUCCGUCCCCUCGAACGCCAUCUCGCCGCACCAGGACGAUCUCAAAGUGACUCCGGGUGGUAGUGGCAACACUGGCGCUUCGCGCCCAGGCACGCCUACAGCGAAGCCUAGCGUGACAAAACCGACUUCCUUCGAAACGGAUCCCAAUCCCGCGGGCACGGUCUUCUGUGACGCACCCUACACGGCCGGCACACCGUUGGUUCAAUAUGCCCUGAUGAUCGACGCUGGCAGUACGGGUUCGCGUAUCCACGUCUACAAGUUCAACAACUGUGGUCCCUCGGCUGCGUACGAAUACGAGACCUUCGCCCAGCGCAAACCAGGACUGUCCGCGUACAAGGGCCAACCAGCGGAGGCAGCUGCCAGUUUGGACGAGCUUAUGGCUGUUGCACUGCGAACUGUGCCUCAGAAACUGCACCCGUGUACGCCCGUCGCUGUCAAGGCUACUGCGGGUUUGCGUUUGCUCGGUGUGAGCGAGAGCGCGUCGAUCCUCGCGGCCGUCAGGCAACACCUACACGACGCGUACCCCUUCCCCGUGGCACCCGGCACAGACGGUGUCGCGAUCAUGGAUGGCUCGGACGAAGGUGUAUUCGCAUGGGUCACGGCAAACUACCUGCUCGAUACCAUUCGCGCGGAUUCGCCUCCUUCCUCGGCGCCAUAUGCCGUUCUUGAUCUCGGUGGCGCGAGCACGCAGAUCGUCUUCGAGCCCGUGUUCCCAUCUGGCAACGACAAGCUGGAGGAGGGCGAGCACAAGUACGAGUUGAGGUUCGGCGGGAAGGAGUACGAGCUGUACCAGCACUCGUACCUUGGCUAUGGCCUCAUGCGCGCUCGCAAGGCCGUGCACCGACUUGUUGAGUUCAUGAACUCAGUUCGUGUCAAGCCGAGCGAUCACGGCUCCGUCGGCAACCCGUGUCUUGCGCGCGGCACGAGCCGCCUUGUUGAGGUCGAGGAUGAGCGGAGCGGCAUGGUACAUAACGUCACCAUGCUUGGCGCGGAUGUCGGCAGCUACGAGGCAUGCGAUCGCGUUGUUCAGCUCGUCAUGGCGAAGGACUCAAUCUGCGAGGUCAAGCCCUGCUCGUUUGACGGCGUGUACCAGCCUUCACUCCUGGAAACCUUCCCCCGCGGCAACAUCCUUCUGCUCUCCUACUUCUACGACCGCAUCGCACCUUUGGUUUCCUCCACCUCUGGCCUUACUGUCGGUUCCCUCGCUACCCUUGCGAAGGACGUCUGCGCCGGCGCCGAUACCUGGAACAAGAAGUUCGCGAGUGUUCCGGGCGCACUUGAGGAGUUGAACGACAGGCCCGAGUAUUGCCUCGACUUGACCUUUAUGCACGCCUUAUUGAGGUUGGGGUACGAGUUCGGUGAUGAGAGGAAGGUGGAGAUCGGGAAGCAGAUCGAGGGUACGGAGCUCGGAUGGGCGCUUGGUGCAGCUAUCGCGUUAGUUGGUGGUGAGAUCGUGUGCAAGGCGUAG